Triticum turgidum subsp. durum (durum wheat) is the source of this 363-nucleotide messenger RNA. Lineage: Eukaryota; Viridiplantae; Streptophyta; Magnoliopsida; Poales; Poaceae. The record is from the annotation of a GenBank genome assembly.
AUGGAGCCUAUAAAUGAGGACCCAACCGAGCUCAAAGAUAACACACGCUCUUCUCACUGGAGAUCGAUCUACGUUAAUCCAGCAAUGUUCCGCGGUGGCGGCAGAAGCAAGACGGUGGCGACGAGCACGAGCACGGGUAAUGAGCUGCCCGUCGACGGCGUGGUGCGGGUGAGGAAAGUGGAGAGGAUCCAGCCGCACAACCUCGUCUCCAGGCCAUCGGUACUCCACGGCGACCACGCCACCUCGCCGGCGACUUCCGGACCGGCGGAGAGCCUGGCCGUCAGCGUCGUCCGUAUAGGGGACAUAGUGAUAGUGGACGACAAAGACAAACCCGAUGGCUUACUCUCGGUGUCUAUCGCGUAG